Messenger RNA from Paramecium sonneborni, 686 nucleotides. The record is from the annotation of a GenBank genome assembly. NCBI's taxonomy places the organism in Eukaryota, Ciliophora, Oligohymenophorea, Peniculida, Parameciidae.
AUGAAUUACAUUUUAGUGGAAUAAGAUGAAAGACUUUAAUUAUUGAUAACUAUUGUCAAGAGAAUUUAAACUAAUACUGUUGUAGUCUUCUCUGAAAAUUAAAUUAAUGUAAUGCAAUUUUUUAUUAUUAAGUUUUUGCAAGAGCUAUUUAUCUUAAUGGGAAUAAAAACAAAUUUUAGAACUUAAUAACAGCCAGCAAAUCAAAGCUUAUAAAUUUAUUAUGAUCCCCCUUAAAUAGAAGUUAAAAAAGGUUUAAUCUUUGUAUUGCCGGAAGAGAAGAUACCUAAUUGUUCUGAAAGCAAAUUAGAAAAAAAUAAAUUAGAAUAAUUUGCUACUUAAUAAGUAAUGAAACUAGUCUCCAGCAAUUAUAAUCUUAAUUGUUUAGCUGAAAAGGCAUACAAAGAUUUUAUUAAUGUAUUAAAUUGAAUUAAAAAAUAGACAUAUUAACAUAAAUUAGAUUAGAAUAAUUAUGAUGUUUUGAAAUUAAAUCCCAUGAGAUUAUGUAAAUCUUUUGGAUUUGAAGUCUCUCCUAAAUUAAAUAGUAUUUAAGAUGUUUAUUUAUUUUAGAUUUCAGAUUAAAGCCAAGCAAAGAAUAUCCUUAGAAAUAAAAUAAAACUAAUUAAAUAAAAUCUAAAUAAAUAAAAAAGAAAAGCAAAUUAGUUAAAUAAAAGUAAAAUAAAAGUUGA